Molecule: messenger RNA, 798 nt
Organism: Bipolaris oryzae ATCC 44560
Lineage: Eukaryota; Fungi; Ascomycota; Dothideomycetes; Pleosporales; Pleosporaceae
Exons: 1
Coding region: 1-798 (265 amino acids)
Source: RefSeq, a predicted model, not a curated record
AUGACAUACAUCCAUGCCGAAACCCAGACCGUAUGGGCGGGCCUUACCAAGAUGGACAUUCGUCCUGACCUUCUCUUCACUGCCCCCGACACCACCACUCCCCCCGCCGAGCUUAUCCCAGACAAGCAACACGACAUGGCCGCCAUCACAGCCUCUACCCGACUGGGCUCGCUCGAUGCCCACGCUACAUCCUUCGGGGGAUUGCUCCAAAAGCGGCAGAAACGCCCAGAGCUCCCAACACGCAUCUCUCUGCCCAACUCGGAGCUAGACGACGAGGUCCUGCCCUCCCCGCCGCCCACACACGCUAUCCUCUCCCCGCUACCCGAGGCCAACAGGCUGCAUGCCGGCCACACUCCACUGAUCCCCCGCGCUCUCUCCCCAGUUCACUCCGACAAAGGGCCCGCCGCCCCUGAAGAAGAAGCGCCGGCCACAGAGUACUACGAGCCGGAGCCAAGCAAUCUAGCAGACGACCAGCCCCUCAUCGGGCCCCUCAUGCUGCCCACGAACCCCGUGGAAGGUGCAAGUGAUCACAUUGCCCUCGACGUGCUCGACGACGUGCUCGAGAAAGUGGCAAAAGACCAGGAUAGAUUCAGCAGGCUCAAGGAUGCACCAGAGCCCGAGGUGGUACAACCAGAUCCCCCCACUGCACCUGCAGCAGAUGCAGACCCGGGCCUGUCACUAAGCCGAAACACGUCGUCCGACUCGCGCAAGUCGAGUAAUAACAACACAGAAGUCGUCGACGGCGUCAGACUGAAGACUCCACCACUGAAUUUUGGCGUCCCCAUAGGACAAGUAUAA